GGCGACAUGUGAGUGGCGGUGUCGGUGCGGUGUUUAAGAGAAAGGACCAUGUUGUUGCCGCAGUGUUCGCAGUGUUUCCGUGAUCCACGUUGAGUUCGGUGCAAAUGUAGGAAUGUCAGAGGCUAAACGGGUACCUUUGCAGACCUUGGAGUUUCCGGAGUCCUUGGGCUACGUUGCGAAGAAGGAGAAAAAGGGGGAAAAGGGCAAACAGCUCGCGCCCUCCUUCCGCUUCACACUCACCCUGCCAGAGUCGAACGAGAAGGCAUGUCCUGAGUUCAACUAUGCACAGCUCCUCAAAUCAGCCGAGAAGAAACGUAGGAAAGAGCAGAAGAGAGGCGAAGAAAAUGCAACUAACGGGCUAUCGUUUGACGACGAUGAUGACGAUGAUAAGCUCCGAGAUAUGGCAAGACGAUUUGAAGCAAAAUAUGGAACAUCGACUACGGGAAGGAAAAGGCAUAAAUACGACGAUUAUGUGGACCUGGGAGCUGGAUAUGAUGAGAAUGAUUCUUUCAUCGACAAUACUGACGCGUACGAUGAACUUGUACCAGAAGAGGUGACUACAGCACAUGGAGGUUUUUAUAUUAAUUGCGGGGCGCUGGAAUUUAGGACGGCUGAUCGACAUGUAUUGGUCCACAAUAAUAAUAACAACAACAAUAACAAUAGCAAUGACGACGAGAGCAGCGAAAGCAGCGAGGAAGAUACCGAGGAUGUGGAUAGCCCGAAAAGAUCAGAAAAAAGAGCUCUUAGCACAACAGAUGAAGAUGAAACUGAGGAUAUUACUGGUGAUCAACCAACAAAAAAACAAAAAAUAGAUGAAAAUGGAGAAAAGAAAGCUCAGGAAACUAUUAUCAGAAAGAAAAAGAAACAGCAAAAUUUACAAGAUCAGCAAAAUUCCCAACAAUACGGCGACACUUCGAACAGACGAAAGGAGAAAGGUGAAACUACAGAUGCAGAAGUUUCAGAGGAUCAGGAAGACAAGAAGAAAUCUGAUAAAAUAGACACACAAAAGAGUAAAAGUACGUCGGAUAAAAAGUUUGAUAUAAAAAAGUUUGAAAAAAAGACAUCCAACAGUAACGGUUUUGAUGGAAAGAAGUUAGAAUUAAAAAAAUUAGGUGGUAAAGAUAGUAAUAUUGAUGAUGCAAUAGAGAGUGUAGUUAACGCUGCGAGAAUUGAAGACGAAUCAAGUAGAGACACUACAGAUUCUGGCAAAUCUAGAUGUAUAGGUACAGAAUCUGAAUGUGAUGAUAUUGAUAAAGAAGGAGCACCUUUGCCUGAUUCCCUUCCAGAGAAUGUUAUAGAAAUAGUUAAUAAAUUAAAAGCUCAUGCCGAAAAUAGUAAAGAAGGAAAGACUAAAUUUUUCAAUACAGCGGUGAAUGCAUUAUUGUUUAGUUUAGAGAAAAAUUUGAGAAUGCUUUCUUCUACAAGUCUGAGAUCAGAAACAUAUGGGCAUCUAGCGCGAUUCUUACCAUGUAGUAAAAUGGCCCUCCAAAAUAGGGCAAAGAAAUUGUAUGUACAGGAUCUUGACUAUAAAAUCAAGGAUCUUAUGCAAAGGUUAACAGAUGUUAUCAAUAAAAUAAUGCCAUCCGUGGUGCGCAAAUAUCUUGAUGAAUGUCAAAAAGUCGCCGAAGGAAAUCCUCAUUUAUACUGGAAUAUAGUAUACCGGUACUGUUGGGAAAUGGAAGGAUCACCGGCUGAUGCUGUGAGUUCCGAUGACGAUGACAAUUGUGAAAAUUCAGAUAAGGCAAAAAUUCCUAAAAAACGAUUCCCUUGGACCGAGGAAGCAAAAGAACUUGUUUGCGAAAUCGCGAAUGCCAGGAGACAAUGUUACAAUGUCUUAAGACCAAGAAAAUUGAAUAUGUACACUUUUGUCGGGUCGUAUUUGCUUCGACAAGUACUACCAUUAUGGCCGCAAGGAUAUAUGACGGCGCAUGCUUUAUUAAAAUUUGUUGACGACUCGGAACCUGUCACGAAGAAGAAACCGAAGAAAUCGAAAGAGGUCGGGAAUGGCACUACCACGAGUUCUUUGGGAAAUCUAGUGUACAAUUCAACCGCAAAGAUUGAAACAUCAAAUAUUAAUAGCACCUCCUCUCAGGAAAGAGAAAAAGCUCCAACAAGUGUAUCUAAAGUUCAAAAUACCACGGAAAAUUCUACAAAUUAUGUAAAACAAGGAACAACAAAGUCAAACGAUAAUACCGAAAGGAAACAACAUAGUAUAAAACAUAAGGAUAAAAAUAAGGAUGCUUGUAACUCGGCACAGCAUCAUGAAAAUGCGACGGUUACUACUAGUAAUUCUACUGUAGGUAAAAUCUCUGUUGUGCCUACGGCUCAAUUGAUGGCUCAAAAGCCAGCUAAAUGUCACGUAGAAAAAAUUAACUUGAUGGAUUUAGCUAAUAGUUCUCUUUCUAUUACUCCGGUUAACGAGUUCCACAAAUCGUCUACAAAAGUGAAUGAAAAUAAAAAAGAUGUAGUUUCUAUUACGGCUUAUUCUGAAACUUCGAAUGUUCUUCCAAAUACAAAUGAAGUGCCUCAAAGUGGACAUCAUUCCGUACACAGACAGGAAGCUUUAUACUCAUGUACACAGUCUCAACAUUCUAACUAUUCUGUAUCGAAUCAAACAACACAACAUUCGAAACCUAUAUCCUUAAAGCAUAGGUUACUGAAUGAAAAUAAUGAAACCAAAAAUGAUAAAAAAAUAGAGGACAAAGAUACCGAUGUGGUUAAUAAGACUGAAAAAAGAGAUAAAAAGCGGGAACGGUGCGUGGAAAUUAAGCACAAAUCACACGAUGUUAAGAAAAGGAAGAAGGAUCCAAAGGUACUGGAGAAACAAGUUGGGCAUAUUAACUCAGACAUAGUGCCUAUGCAGCAGCAACAGCAACCAUUGCUUACGAAGGAAGAACAGGAGCAAAGACAAAACGAGGAGACAAUUGCUGCUACUAAUUAUUUGAGUCAAAUCAUUAACGAUGAUGUAAUUCCGCGAGGAAUAACGGAUAAACGAAAAGAUGCUGGAAUUAUACUAGAAGAACCUGUAAGCAAUGUAGUACAACCAACGGAACAAGAAAAAGAUGUGCAAAUGGUGAUGAGAUCAUUAAAAGAACUCCAAGAGUUACAAGAAAUGAAGUACUCCCCGAGUAACUCGCCAGUUAACACUAACAUGCAAAAACCUAACAAGUCGAGUGUGCAGUGUACUACUUAUCCGGACGAAUAUUCACGCUUAUAUCUUAAAAAAGAUGUUAAACUAAAGUCUAAAGAAGAGUCGCAAUGGUAAUAAUAUUAUCACUGACAAAAUACGUGCACUAUAGAUGCAAAUUAUAUUGAGCAGAACGAGAAAAAAACCAGUGAACGGAUAAUAAUUUCAUAGAGAAUUAUAGGGCGGAGUUUUUCAGUAAAUCAAUAUUAUUUUUCAUGUAAACAAAUGUGUGGGACUGAUCAGAAUUUCUUCCAUUAUCGCAAGCCGUGUCAUUAUCGAUGACCAAAAAUCAAUACGCAGCUGACAGCGUACCGCGAUAGUAUUUUAUCGCGUCAAUUUUUAAGUAUUUUAACAAACCGCCAAAUUAUGUAAAUAUAUUAAUUCAUUCGUAAUAAUUUGAAAAUGCGCGUGUACAGAGUAAGUAUAAAUUAUGGAGGUAUGUUAAUCGUAUAGACACUUGUAAAUAAGUUAGCGUCCAUUCAUCGCCGAGAAUGGGGUGGUCUAUGAAGAUCCAUUUUUUAUUUGACGGCGUAUCGCUGCUUGAUAAUUUUCAUACGAGUCUAUCAGCAAUUAAAAAAGUUAUUGGUAUACGGUGGUGUGUGUGCCAAUGGAAACAUGUUUUAUCGAGGAACCUAAUUCUGAUGUGCUUCUUUUAUUUUCUACAUACUGCCACGGUAUGGGAGGGGGCGGGCUAUCGCUGUUAGUAAACAUUUAUUUUUUUUUAUGGGUUCCAAACAAUAACCGGCCACCCUGAAUCACCGUGCGAGAACAAAUGUUUCGGACGGUGUUCCUUUUGUGCACCGACAGUAAUUAUGAUUUUGUGAUGUAACGCAAAGAAAGGACGGUAUCUAUAUUUUUCGACGUGUAUUCGGAAAUUAAAAUCAUUGCCUUCCAAAUUGUUAAUUCAUAGACAGAUGAACGUUUUCUAAUUCGCUUACAAAGCGUAACAUAGUAUACGCAAAUAAUAGAACGGUAAUUUUAUUAUUUGAAAACAAAAAGAAAAGAGAAAAAAAAACAUCAGAUGAAUUGCAGUAGAAUGACGAAAUACUGUACAUCUUUACGCUAUUUAUAAAAGCAAAACGAAAAAUAAAGUGAAACGUGUAUUUAAUAUAUUCAAGCGUUUACUGAAAUUUUUUAGGCAUUUCGAUUGGGAAAAAAAUUAUCAUGAUUAUUGAAUUGUGUUUAAAAAAAGUUGCAAAACUGUAUAGCUUGGUAUACUGUUUGGUCGAAUGAUCAAUUUUAAUAACCAGAAUGUAAGAGAGAAUGUGCGUGAAAGUACUACUUAGAAAGAGCUACAAUAUUUUUGAAACAGAUGACAAUUAGUGAUGUAUUAUAUACCGCAUACUUUCUUCUCCCCUCCCAUCUUACCCUUUACGAUACUUAGAGUAUGAUUAAAACGUCUUGUACAAUUCUGCACCGAGAAU
Messenger RNA from Colletes gigas, 4611 nucleotides. It is a transcript of the gene yem, whose product is annotated as ubinuclein-1. The transcript has 12 exons. Gene Ontology annotation, cellular component: nucleus. The coding region runs from base 113 to 3265 and encodes 1050 amino acids. NCBI's taxonomy places the organism in Eukaryota, Metazoa, Arthropoda, Insecta, Hymenoptera, Colletidae. The record is from RefSeq and is a predicted model, not a curated record.